This is a messenger RNA of Temnothorax curvispinosus, 5552 nucleotides long. It is a transcript of the gene kuz, whose product is annotated as disintegrin and metalloproteinase domain-containing protein 10. Gene Ontology annotation, molecular function: metalloendopeptidase activity. Lineage: Eukaryota; Metazoa; Arthropoda; Insecta; Hymenoptera; Formicidae. Gene Ontology annotation, biological process: membrane protein ectodomain proteolysis; Notch signaling pathway. The record is from RefSeq and is a predicted model, not a curated record. Gene Ontology annotation, cellular component: plasma membrane. The transcript has 15 exons. The coding region runs from base 1284 to 3971 and encodes 895 amino acids.
GACGGCUCGCUCGCAUCGCGCCGCACGUACGUCGUCUCGUAGCGCAGCUGGUCGCGCGGUCACAGGGAGGCCGAAGGUGGCAGGACUGUGUCAGUGGCGACUGGCGACGGUGGCGACUGUUGGCGCGCGCACGACUUCCCCCAGUCCUCAGUACUCCUCAGUGCCCGUGAGCCGUGAGUGUGGAGCGCGAGCGUGUGUGUGCGUGUUUUGUUGCCGCUGCGAUGCGUCCGUUAAAUAUCGAGUGGCCGUUGUCGUCCUUGUCGCGCCGUGAGUGAAGAAGCAAGCGGCCAGCGCGCGGCAGCAGGGGUCCCCCCUCGUCAGCUGUUUCAGCGGACCGGAGCGACAGCAGCGGAACGGGGAACGCCGCCGCGAGGCUGUGGGGAAAGCGAGGAGGUUCUGGGAGAGAAGUGCCGACUUGCCCCGAGACGGUUGCUGAGCGACGAGCGUGAAGUUAGUCACGGAAGUCGGGCUACGAGGGGCGGACGCGGGGCGGACCGAUCCGAAUUCGUGCGCGCGGUUUGCGUCGGUCGGUCGCGACGGGCGCGACACACACGGUCGGGGCUGCGCGGGGUCGUGUGCGGAGUGCGGUCAUCAUCCGCGUGCGAGGCGCGAUCCCCGACGGGAAAAUAAUGGCGUAGACCUCCGGGCCGCGCUCCGGAAACGAGAGAGAAAGAGAGAGUGAGCGUGCGGAGAGGUGGAACGCGAGGGAGAGGAGGAGACGGCAGCGAGCGACAACGAGGGAAGAAGAGCGACAGAGCGAGCGAGAGAGAGAGAGAGAAGGAGACGCGCGCCGCGUUCAUAUUCGUCCGUGUCGUGGCGGUGGCCGUGUCGAGAGCGCAGCCGAUCGCUCCGCUGUAGCAGCGCGCGUCCUCGCCGUCCGUCGUCCACGUAGAUUGCCGUCGCGAGCGAGCGAGGCGGAACGCGGAGUACCUCGUCGUCGUCGUGGUGAGACGAGUCGGUGGUGUGUGCAGUGCUGCUGGAGAAAGAGAGAGAGCAAGAAGGAGAACAUACUAGUGCGAGAAAGAGAGAGAGAGAGAGAGAAAGAGAGGAGGUGGUGCGGAACGCGUCGUUCUUUCCUCGUCGCCCUCGUCGCGGUCAACCCUGUUGCUGGCGACCGCGCCGCGCCGCGCCGCGCCGCGUCGGGGCUUCUGUUUUGUUUGUGCUCUCUUGUCCUCCGCGCGCGGGGAGGAGGAGGAGGAGGAGGUGGUGGUGCUGCUGCGAGGCCGACCGCCAGGGUAUCCAGCGCGGCGUGUCCCGACUGCAGCGGGGAAUAUUGUAUUACGAUGAUCAGUGACACGUGCGGAUACGUUCUCUUCCUGCUGCUGCUGCUGCUGGUCCCGUACAUCGAGAGCGCUCGUCGACUGAACGAGUACAUCCGCCACUACGAAACGCUGUCAUAUCCCGUCGAGGAGGUCCAUCGAAGCCACCUGAGGGCGAAGAGGUCGAUCAACCGCGACAGUACCGUGACGUUAAAGUUUCGCGCGCACGGCAAGGAUUUCCACAUCCGAUUAAAACGAGACUUGACCACCUUUAGUAACAACCUAAUUAUCGAAGGAUCCACGGGGGAAAGACAGUACAACGCCGAUAUCUCUCACGUUUAUCAGGGCAACCUAGUCGGCGAACCUGGUAGCCAUGUGUUCGGAAGUGUCAGUGAUGGAGUCUUCUACGGGAAGAUAGUAUCACCGAAAAAUGGUUCGUGGUACGUGGAAAGGGCGCAUUAUUACUUUCCGCCGCAUGAGAUAAACGAGACGCUGCAUUCUGUGAUCUAUCACGAGAAUGACGUCGGUGAUCCGUACGUGGACGUUCGACAAGGUGACGGCGGUGGAUGUGGCAUUACUAAUAGUGAUGUGAUAGAUUGGAUGGAAAGGGUGCAGAAUUCCGCCUUACCGGAUGAACCGCCUAAGACGGUCCCGUCGGCGAAUCAGAAAGAGCCGAAACCAAAAAUCGUACCCUGGAACGGUGAUGGGGAGGCUCCCGGCCACAAGUACAGUAGAGAAGCUAAUGAACCUAGUCAUCGCAGGCCACGAAGAGCGACCAGAUCGAAAGAAAAUAACACCUGCUCGCUUUUCAUACAAACGGAUCCUCUUAUAUGGAGGCACAUCUCCGAACAGCUGCAUCACGACGCGGAGAAAACCAGGGAGGAGAUAUUGUCCUUGAUCGCACACCACGUCACCGCCGUGAACUACAUCUAUAGGGACACGCAAUUCGACGGCAGGACGGAGCACAGAAACAUCAAGUUCGAGGUUCAGCGAAUAAAGAUCGAUGACGAGACGGCGUGUACGCCUCAACAGCCGUACAGCGAACCGAACCCCUUCUGUUUGGAGAACAUUGACGUUAGCAACUUUCUGAAUCUCCAUUCUCUCUCGAAUCACGAGGACUUCUGUCUCGCCUACGUUUUCACCUACAGGGACUUCACUGGCGGUACACUCGGGCUCGCCUGGGUCGCUUCAGCAUCUGGCGCGUCCGGCGGUAUCUGCGAAAAGUUCAAGACUUAUACGGAGACCGUGUCCGGUCUGUAUCAAUCCACUAAGAGAUCCCUCAAUACCGGCAUCAUCACCUUCGUAAAUUACAAUAGCCGUGUGCCGCCUAAGGUAUCGCAGCUAACUCUGGCGCAUGAAAUUGGUCAUAAUUUCGGAUCACCGCAUGAUUUUCCGCCGGAAUGCAGACCGGGAGGCUUGGAUGGUAAUUACAUUAUGUUCGCCUCAGCGACGAGCGGAAAUCGACCGAACAACAGCAAGUUUUCAAAGUGCAGCAUUGGCAAUAUCAGCAACGUCCUAGAUGCUAUCGAGGAUAAUAAGAAGAGGAACUGUUUCACUGGAGCGUUUUGCGGUAAUAAAAUUGUCGAGGCUGGCGAGGAGUGUGAUUGCGGGUACGAUGACGACGAGUGCGUGGACAAGUGCUGCUAUCCCAGACAGGUGUCUGAGCUGGAUAAGAUUAAGAAUGACACGGCGAAAGGUUGCAAUAGAAAAUAUGGCACACAAUGCAGUCCCAGUCAAGGACCCUGCUGUUCGAGUGAUACGUGCCAGUUCGUGCCCCUCUCCCAUCGAGUCCAGUGUAGAGCCGAAUCGGACUGUAGUUACAAUUCUACAUGCAGUGGAAGGUCCUCCGAAUGCCCAGCGCCGUUACCGAAAGCCAACAAGACUAGAUGCAACGAGGGCACCCAAUUGUGCAUCAACGGGGAGUGUACGGGAUCCAUUUGUCUGGAGUGGAAUCUGACAGAGUGCUUUUUAACGAGCAGUAUCAUACCGAACAUCGACAAGCGAAAGCUCUGCGAAUUAGCCUGUCAAAAUGGGACUGAUGCAUCAACGUGUCGCGGAACGAGCGAGUUUGCGCACAUGGUGGGAUUGCCCGAGGGUGGAAUGAGCCUCAGACCUGGUUCGCCUUGCGAUAAUUUCCAGGGUUACUGCGAUGUUUUCUUAAAAUGCCGAGCCGUCGAUACGGAAGGACCGCUUGCCAGAUUGAAAAAUCUAUUGUUCAAUAAAGAAACUUUGUCGUCGGUAGCGCAAUGGAUAACUGAAUUUUGGUGGGCGGUGUUAUUAAUGGGUAUAGCUUUCAUCAUAUUUAUGGGACUGUUUAUCAAGUGUUGCGCCGUGCACAUUCCUUCCACUAAUCCUAAAAAGCCGCCUGCGAGGCGCAUCAGUGAUACGUUAACUAGACCGAUGAAUACCCUUAGAAGAAUGCGACAUCCACAUGGUGGUGGACCUGGGCCAAGGAGUAUACCCCCAAGACCAAGUCAAGGUGGACACGGAACGCGUGGACCCUCUCAUGGUUAUGGAGAGGGUAGAGGUGCUCAAUAUUAUCCGAAAGCAGGCUAUCGCUCGGUUCCCACAGCUAGUGCGCCACCAAAUAGCGGGCCAGCAGACAAUUACGGCCGUACCAAUCACCCAGAGCUGUAUGCCGGCGCCUAUUCGGGCUCCGGGGGAGGGGGGAGGAGCGCAGCAUAUGAGAUGAGGCAUCACAACAAGGUGUGACGAUCCUAGGACGUCGUCACGGACGAGGACCACCAAUCGCGGCGUUGCACCACGAGUCGUUGUGUAGGACGAUUGCCAAAUGCGAAGAGAACCGAUCCACUCCACGUAAGGGAUGCGACGAUGUCUCAUAACUGAGAUCGAAGCAAUAAUGACGAGUUUACAGCACAAUAGUCGAACAAGAUUGAGAGGUCUGACGAUAUGCUCUUUUAUCCAAGUUGCGUAGAAUAAUAAGAGACGCGCGUAGAUAUAAAGAAAGUACGCCUCGGUGAUCAAAUCGAUCUCUCAUUUUGUAUCGAUUUGGUAGAUGUAAUUUCGCGGAGAUAAAUCGUUGCGAACGACGACUCGGAAGAUCGAUUUAACCGGAAUCACGAUGACGAAGUAACGGCGUAUAUAACAGAAAUCGUGAGUACCGAGAAUUUUAUAUAUGUAAUCUUUUUUAUGUAGCACACUAAUGCGGUCUUUCGCGUCGCCGUUCGAAGAACUCGUCGCAUGAUCAAAUUUUAGGAUGCUUCACCAGUGAUGGUGAUAUUGUUAUAUGAUCAAAGUAAUUUAAAUCGACCCAACGUGUGAUUCAUUUCGCUUUAGUGAUCGCUGUAUUCGUGAAGCGACGAACGCGGCAUUGUUGAAAGAAAGCGUCGCAUCUUCGCCACUCGCCACUACGAAGAUUUAAGGCCAAGAUCGUACGGUCUUUGUGUGACGGCGUCCUUCGAGAUGUCGAUACUCGUGCACGUCGCUCUCGAAAGUUAGAUUAAGAGAAUCUCUAAGACCUUGUUUGUUAGAGACACAAAUUUAGUGGGGAAAUUGGCAGUAAGACAAUAUAUGUCCUUUGGUAAACGGCGCACAUGUGUAAAUGAGUUUUCCAAAGGCGACUUAUUGUACUCCGUAUUCCGUUUAUCAACAAGUAAAGAGUCAUCUUUUUAAUCAAAUCAAAAUUUUAUCGUGGGACGUUAAACGAUCUAAUUUAAUUUCAAACAUACAGCAAACAUAUGUACUGCAAUAUGGGCAAGAAAAUUGGGACUGUCGUGUAAAAUAUUACCAUAUAUGUGUAUGCCGUUGUUUUUUUAUCUGCAACAAUUAAAAUAUUUUUUAAACGGCUUUCUGGAGCGAAAUGGCACCUUACCAUUACCAAAACAUCACAGGUCAUUUACUUGAUCUCUGUACCAUUGUAGAAUAAUAAUUAACGAUAUGUAUUAAUUCUUAUACUAAUUUGUAUUAGCCAAUUUUGAAGCGAAGUUAUGCUGGCUACGCGAGAUUAUGACGAAUAUAAGAGCAGCAACAACAAAAUGAUGCGUUUCUAUAGCGAUAUUCCAUUAAUUAUUAUACAUGAACGAGGAUGAUAUUGAUUAUUAUUAAGCUAUACUGAUUAUUAUUAUUAAUUAGUUAUAUCUUACAAAUGAUAAUUUAUCUCCGCCUAUUGCGAAUGUUAUAAGUUAUAUUUAAUUAAAAAACGAGUUUUAUAACAUGCUAUAUUAAGUCGGGGGCUGCACCGUAAAGACGCAGUUAUGCGUAUAGCGGACCAAAGAUGAGCCCUCUUAUCGAAACACGCGACAUGUUAUAUUAUAUAUACAUACAUACAUAUAU